Molecule: messenger RNA, 2772 nt
Organism: Coffea eugenioides
Lineage: Eukaryota; Viridiplantae; Streptophyta; Magnoliopsida; Gentianales; Rubiaceae
Exons: 5
Coding region: 1-2772 (923 amino acids)
Source: RefSeq, a predicted model, not a curated record
AUGAGUAACAAGAUUUUUAAUAUGAUAGCAUUUCCGGAGGCCAUGACUAAUUUGCCUUCUUCUUACUAUGAGGCUGAGAAAUUGAUGAAUACAUUGGGAUUGGGUUAUGAAAAGAUCGAUGCAUGUCCUAAUGAUUGUUCUCUUUAUUGGGGUAGUGCUGAAAAAAGAACUUCAUGUGAAACAUGUAACGAGCUUAGGUGGGUUGUUUCAGAAAAUGAUCCAACUAGGGAAAAAAGGAAAAUUCCUCAAAAAGUGUUGUGGCAUUUUCCCUUAAAACCUGGAUUACAAAGACUAUUUAUGUCUUCUAAAAUUGCAUCUCAACUGAGAUGGCAUGAGGAAAAACGUACAAAAGAUGGUUGUAUGAGACAUCCAGCUGAUUCUCCAGCUUGGCAAACUUUUGACCAUCUACAUCCAGAAUUUGCUAAGGAUUGUCGAAAUGUUAGAUUGGGGUUGGCAUCUAACGGGUUUAAUCUAGCUGAUUCUCCAGCUUGGCAAACUUUUGACCAUCUACAUCCAAAAUUUGCUCAGGAUUGUCGAAAUGUUAGAUUGGGGUUGGCAUCUGACGGGUUUAAUCCAUUCAACAACAUGAGUUCUACACACAGUACUUGGCCUGUGGUUUUAAUACCAUAUAACUUACCUCCGUGGAUGUGUAUGAAGCAACCGUAUUUCAUGUUGUCCAUGUUAAUACCCGGACCAUCCUCUCCUGGGAAUAAUAUUGAUGUUUAUCUACAGCCUCUAGUUAAAGAACUAACCGAAUUGUGGGAUUUUGGCAUUCAAACUUAUGAUGCAUCCCAAAAAGAAAAUUUACAACUGCAUGCGGCUCUAUUGUGGACCAUUAGUGAUUUUCCUGGAUAUACAAUGUUAUCUGGGUGGAGCACUAAAGGUGAAUAUGCUUGUCCUGUUUGUCACAAGUUCACUUAUGCACGACGGUUGACUCAUAGUUUCAAAUAUUGCUAUAUGGGUCAUCGAAGAUUCUUAGAUAGUAAAUAUAAAUUUAGAAAGCAAGUCCAAUUCUUUGAUGGCACCGAAGAAUAUGGAAAGCAACCACCUUUGCAAACUGGGGAUAUGAUUGUGAGUGAAUUGGGAGACUUGCAAAUUAAAUUUGAAAAACUUGUGAAAGGUAAUCCGAAUCUGCCUUUUAAUUGGAAAAAGAGGAAUAUUUUCUUUGACUUGCCAUAUUGGAAAGAUAAUGUCUUAAGACACAAUCUUGACUUCAUGCACAUUGAGAAAAAUGUUUGUGAAAACAUUUGGGGGACAUUGCUGGAUAUUGAGGAUAAAGCAAAUGACCAUUAUAAUUCUCGCUGUGAUUUGAGAGAAAUGGGAAUAAGAAAAGAGCUGCAUUCCAUUGAGACAGAACCUGGAAAUGUGUACUUACCUCUAUCUUUCUUUGCAAUGGAUAAAAAACAGAAAACUAUGUUUUGCAAUGUGCUAAAAAAGGUGAAAGUUUCAGAUGGUUAUGUAGCUAACGUCUCAAGAUGCGUUCGAGUAAAACCACCAAGAAUUUCAGGGCUUAAAAGUCAUGAUAAUCAUAUCCUAAUGCGGCAAUUGAUGCCUAUAGCUUUGAGAAAGACUUUGCCAAAAUCAGUGCGCUAUCCUUUGAUUCGAUUGAGUAGAUACUUCAGGCAGCUUUGUUCUAAAGUUAUUUGUCCUCAAGAUGUGGUUCGUUUGGAAAGUGAAAUUGCCGUUAUACUCUGCGAUCUUGAGAAAUUCUUCCCACCAACCUUCUUCAAUGUCAUGGUGCAUUUAGUUGUUCAUUUGGCAACUGAAGUGAAAUUAGGUGGCCCGGUGCAUUAUCAUUGGAUGUAUCUCGUUGAGAGGUACUUAGGAACAUUAAAAUCUUAUGUUCGAAAUAAAAGUAGGCCUGAAGGUUCGAUUGCUCAAGGCUACUUGGUAGAAGAAUGCAUUAACUUUUGCUCAUUGUAUCUUGCGGACUAUGUUGAGACAAAAUUCAAUCGUCCAAAUAGAAAUGAAGAAAUACAUAAGGAAAUUGAAGAUGGUUUAGAUAUAUUCUGUGAAUCAGGAUAUCCUUUGGGGAGGGGCAAGCCAACAGUCUUUGAUGCUCAUAUCUUGAGUAAAGCACAUCAGUAUAUUUUAUUUAACUGUGAUGCUAUCACACCUUACAUAGAGCAGCAUCGUAGAUUGAUAGAAGAAGAACAUCCUCAAGUUCCACAACACCUAAAAGAGUGCUUGCACAGCAAAAAUUUUGCUUGUUGGUUUGCUGAACAUAUUGACAAGUUAGAACUUCCUCAAAAUGUUUCGGUGUUGAGAGACUUGAGGUUCCUUGCUAAAGAUCCAGAUGUUGUUGGAAUCCAACAUGAUAGUUUUGCAAGUAUAAGGGAUCAAAAUCCAGUUUUGAGUGAACUAGUUUACUUCGGCGUCUUGAAAAAUAUGAUUGAAGUAAUUUACGGAGGUCGUCGGGUGGUGUUAUUCGAAUGUGAUUGGAUAUCAAAUGGUUCGAGAAUGAAACAAGAUGCUGAUGGGUUUACUUUAGUCAAUUUUGCAAACGUGAGGCCUCAUGUUGAGCCAUUUAUACUCGCUUCACAAGCAUCACAAGUUUUAUAUGUGGAAGAUCCAACUGAUAAGGAUUGGCAAGUGGUUAUCUCUACCACUGCAAGAGCUGGAUAUAACAUGGGCACAACCAUGGAUGUUGAGACAUAUUUGCAAAGUGAUGUUGGCAAUCCUGUUGCUGAGAAUGAAAAUGAGGAAAUUAGUUGGGUUCGUGAGGAUGGACUUGGGAUUGAAGUUGAUUUGUCCCAAUAUAAUCUGAUUUAG